AUGCAUCUUAUGUGGUUCACUUGUCUUCUGGUUCUGGUACUUGCUCGGCCUAAAUCUGACGAGAAGAAUUCGAACCGCUCAGAAAAACAGGGGAAGGGACCUCAUGGAAGACGCACACCGUGGACGAAGGUAGGGAACCCAUGGACCAGGAAUGGAAUGGAGGACCCGAAUGGCAACAAGCAACCGAAUGAAAACAAUACGGAUGACUAUGAUUAUGAUGGUCCUUGCCCCGAAGGUAUUCUGAUUGAGGUGCCAGAUUAUGAUAACAGAAAUCCCAGGGGUGGCGGCAAUGGCUACUACCCCUGGUCCAAUAACGGUUACGGUGCUCCCUGGCAAGGCGGUGAAAAUAACUAUCCUUGGAAUCCUUGGAACGGUCGCUUCUACAACAGCCAACCAACUGGCCGCCGCCAAAUUCCAUCGAAACGUCGUGGAAACGGUAACAGAAGGCCGAGAGGUCCACUUGAACACAUUGGUGAUGAUACUGAAACCAGAGGAAAUUCUGGUUCUUUUGCCCUCAAAGAACGCGAAAAGAGAUCCAUGAUGCCGAUGAACUGA
Messenger RNA from Necator americanus (New World hookworm), 555 nucleotides. RefSeq lists its product as uncharacterized. The record is from RefSeq and is a predicted model, not a curated record. The coding region runs from base 1 to 555 and encodes 184 amino acids. Lineage: Eukaryota; Metazoa; Nematoda; Chromadorea; Rhabditida; Ancylostomatidae. The transcript has a single exon.